CCGAGCCCGACGUUGCUUAACUUCAGUGAUCGGACGAGAACUGGUGCUUUCAACUUGGUAUGGACGAAAUACCAGCAAAAAGGAGUCUACAGCACUCGGUGUUCCCAGGCGGUCACCCAUCCAAGUACUAACCGAGCCCGACGUUGCUUAACUUCAGUGAUCGGACGAGAACUGGUGCUUUCAACUUGGUAUGGACGUAGA
Molecule: messenger RNA, 201 nt
Organism: Lottia gigantea (owl limpet)
Lineage: Eukaryota; Metazoa; Mollusca; Gastropoda; Lottiidae
Exons: 2
Source: RefSeq, a predicted model, not a curated record